This is a messenger RNA of Guillardia theta CCMP2712, 1365 nucleotides long. RefSeq lists its product as hypothetical. Gene Ontology annotation, molecular function: transmembrane transporter activity. The transcript has 16 exons. Gene Ontology annotation, biological process: transmembrane transport. The annotation marks the transcript as partial. Lineage: Eukaryota; Cryptophyceae; Pyrenomonadales; Geminigeraceae. The record is from RefSeq and is a predicted model, not a curated record.
AUGCAGCAGCAGGAGGGGAAGGAGAAGGGGAAGGAGGAAGGGAAGGAGGAAGGGAAGGAGGAGGCAAACAGGAAGGACGGGGAGCAGCACGUUGAUGUGGAGGUGGUUGACUUAGAUAAGAAGGCGGAGGAGAAGAAGAAUCAGAGGAAGGCGCUGCUUCCUUUCGCCAUCAUCUCAGUCUCGUACCUUCUCUACACCAUGACGGACGGGUCUGUGAGGAUGAUUGUCUUGCUCUAUGCCUAUACCAAGAAGUUCACGGCGAUGGAAGUAGCAGUCAUGUUCACCCUCUAUGAGACGGCUGGAGUGGCCACGAACCUUUUAGCAGGGAUAGCAGGAGCAAGGUGGGGGAUCAAGUGGACCCUCCUCGUGGGGCUGACGCUGCAGCUGAUGGGGUUGGGGAUGCUGUUUGGGUGGCAAAACAGUUGGAGCAAGACGACGGCAAUCAUCUAUGUGACCAUCGCGCAAAUGCUCUGUGGGAUCGCCAAGGAUUUGACCAAACUCGCAGGUGGGAAAACGGUCACAAAGCUUGUGACACCGGAGGAGAAGCAGGGCUCUCUGUUCAAGCUCGUCUCCUACAUCACGGGUUGGAAGAAUUCCCUCAAGGGCGUUGGAUACUUCAUCGGUGAAAAGAUUGAGGAGGAGGAGGGUGACGGAGUAGCAGGUGUGAACGUCUUCAUGAUCUUGUGCGCGUACCCCUGGGCGAUUAUCGGUCUUGACAGUAACCUCGGGACUGCAAAGACAAAGAAUGUCACCCUGAGGGACGCACUCUUCUCUGGCAACCACAAUCUCAACUGGCUCUCGUUCGCCCGUCUCUUCCUCUUUGCAUCAAGGGACUUGUGGUUUGAAGUUCCUCUGCCGUUCUACCUCCGCGCUCCUGCUUGCUCGAGGCUGGGGCUGGCAAGGGUGACUGUGGGAGCAUUUCUGGCCAUCUACAUCAUCCUCUACGGUCAAAUGCAAGCUUACACCCCGCAGCUAGUUCUCCGCCCCCUCAAGCAGUCUCCUCCGAACAAGUGGGUAGAGGUGCUGUGGGGCUACAUCAACACUGUGCCUCCUCUCAUCAUGGCGAUGAUCACUCUGUUCGCUCCUGAGUUCCAGAAUUACGAGUACAAGCCGGUGAGGAGGAGGGAUGUUAUCUACGAUGAUUGUCGGGUUGUUGUCUUCGCACUGAUCUUUGCCAUCAACUCGUCCAUCCACUCCUACCUGGUGGUGCGCUAUGCUGAAGGCAACAAGGUGGCCACUAGCGUUGGCUUCUACUACAUGUCCAACGCUGCGGGAAGGCUCAUGGGGACCCUUGUAUCGGGAGCUCUCUACUCCUACAUCGACCCCAACGACGUGUCCAAGGGUAUCGGCGCUUGCUUCGUUGCU